AUGACAACGGGAGAUGAAGCCCCAUCUUUCGUAUCCGAACAGCCUCCGACAGUGUUAUUACAAACCAUGUUCUGGAUAUUAUUACUGUGUAGCCUCUGUAGCCUCGUCAACGCGGAUGUAGAUAGACGAAGAUAUUCUAAUCCCACAUAUUAUAAUGUGGGCGGAGUUCUCUCCAGUAAUGAGUCUAUAGCUUUCUUUAAGGAUACUAUAUCAAACUUAAACUUCAAAGACAAAUAUGUUCCCCGAGGAGUUACUUAUCAUGACUAUUCUAUACUUAUGGAUCCUAACCCAAUUAAAACAGCCCUAAAUGUUUGUAAAGAUCUUAUUGCACAUCGAGUCUACGCAGUGGUAGUAUCUCAUCCGUUGACAGGAGAUCUUUCUCCGGCCGCUGUUUCUUACACCAGUGGCUUCUACCACAUCCCAGUUAUUGGUAUAUCGUCAAGAGAUUCUGCUUUCUCUGAUAAGAACAUACACGUGUCAUUUUUGCGUACAGUCCCACCGUAUUCUCACCAGGCGGAUGUGUGGGUGGAUGUACUAAAACACUUUAAUUACAUGAAGGUUAUCGUCAUACAUAGUUCUGAUACCGACGGUCGAGCUAUACUGGGAAGAUUCCAAACAACAUCUCAAAGUAUUGAUGAGGACGUAGAUCGUAAAGUUGUUGUAGAACAGGUCAUAGAGUUCGAGCCAGGUCUAGAUUCAUUUAGUGACAAACUUAUUGAAGUUAAAAGUGCACAGGCACGAGUUUUUCUUAUGUAUGCCAGUAAGACAGAUGCAGAGAUAAUAUUCCGUGAUGCGACGUAUCUUAACAUGACAACCACGGGAUACGUGUGGAUAGUGACAGAGCAGGCCCUGGAUGCGGCCAACGCUCCCGAGGGACUACUGGGCUUGAGGCUUGUGAAUGCCACAAAUGAACAUGCUCACAUACAAGAUUCUAUCUACGUAUUAGCAUCAGCGAUACGGGACAUGAAUACUUCAGAGGAAAUAAACGCUCCUCCAUCAGAUUGUGAUAAUUCCGGGUCCAUCUGGACCACUGGGAGACUGCUGUUUGAUUAUAUCCGUAAACAACGGUUAGAGAACGGUGCAACUGGCCACGUGGCGUUCGAUGAUCACGGAGACAGGGUCCACGCUGAAUAUGACAUGGUGAAUGUACGAGCUCAGGGCGAACACGUGGCUGUUGGCAAAUACUUCUAUUCGAAGGAUACACAAAAGAUGCGGUUGGAGCUUAAAGAACAUGAAAUAAUUUGGAUGGGUCGAAGUUCCACAAAACCGGAAGGAUUUAUGAUACCGACCCAUUUAAAGGUUCUAACGAUUGAAGAAAAACCUUUUGUUUACGCUCGCCGAGUUGACGAUGAAACGGAAUGUUUUACCGAAGAAAUAUUUUGUCCUCACUAUAAUACAAAUCAACUUUAUUGCUGUAAGGGCUUCUGUAUGGACCUUCUCCGAUAUUUAUCUAAAGCCAUCAAUUUUACUUACUCCCUUGCUCUUUCGCCGGACGGACAGUUCGGAAACUAUAUCAUACGUAACUUUUCGCAACCGGGAGCUAAGAAAGAAUGGACUGGGCUUAUUGGUGAAUUGGUUUACGAGCGGGCGGACAUGAUAGUAGCGCCAUUAACUAUAAACCCUGAACGAGCUGAAUUUAUAGAGUUCAGCAAACCAUUCAAAUAUCAAGGCAUAACAAUAUUGGAAAAAAAGCCUUCAAGAUCAUCGACGUUGGUGUCGUUUUUGCAACCAUUUUCAAACACGUUAUGGAUUUUGGUGAUGGUGUCAGUACACGUGGUGGCAUUAGUACUGUAUCUGUUAGAUAGAUUCUCACCGUUCGGAAGAUUUAAACUAGCUCAUAUAGACGGCACAGAGGAAGAUGCUUUGAACCUGUCAAGCGCAAUAUGGUUUGCUUGGGGCGUGUUAUUGAAUAGUGGAAUUGGAGAAGGAACACCACGUAGUUUCUCAGCCCGAGUUCUUGGUAUGGUAUGGGCCGGGUUUGCUAUGAUAAUCGUCGCAUCAUACACAGCCAACUUGGCCGCUUUUCUCGUAUUAGAAAGACCUAAGACUAAAUUGACUGGAAUUAAUGACGCCAGGUUACGUAAUACCAUGGAGAAUUUAACUUGUGCUACAGUCAAAGGAUCAGCUGUGGAUAUGUACUUCCGGAGACAAGUUGAAUUAUCGAACAUGUAUAGGACCAUGGAGGCAAAUAACUACGACAACGCUGAACAGGCCAUACAAGAUGUAAAAAACGGGAAGCUUAUGGCAUUCAUCUGGGAUUCGUCAAGACUGGAAUUCGAAGCUGCCCAAGACUGUGAGCUGGUGACUGCUGGAGAGCUCUUUGGGAGGUCUGGUUAUGGAGUGGGCUUACAGAAGGGUUCACCGUGGGCUGAUCUUGUCACAUUAGCCAUUUUGGAUUUUCACGAAAGUGGCAUCAUGGAAUCUCUCGAUAAUCAAUGGAUACUUCGAAAUAACAUGCUGAACUGUGAGGAGAACGAAAAAACACCGAACACACUGGGUUUAAAAAACAUGGCCGGGGUUUUCAUACUGGUUUUGGCGGGCAUCGUCGGCGGUAUAGUUCUCAUCGUUAUAGAAGUUGUGUACAAACGGCACCAGAUCAAAAAACAGAAGAGGAUGGAGAUAGCUCGUCACGCCGCGGACAGGUGGCGCGGCGCCGUUGAGAAGCGUAAGACGCUGAGAGCCGCCAUAUUGCCGUCGCAGCGACGCGCGAAAUCGAACGGUGUGAAAGAGACGGGGAGUAUUAGCCUCGCUGUUGAUAGAGGAGUGCGGCGGCGGGACGAGCCGAGGAUACCGCGUUAUAUGCCAGCCUAUACACCUGAUGUAUCUCAUCUUGUGGUUUAA
Molecule: messenger RNA, 2841 nt
Organism: Danaus chrysippus (African queen)
Lineage: Eukaryota; Metazoa; Arthropoda; Insecta; Lepidoptera; Nymphalidae
Source: the annotation of a GenBank genome assembly